AUAAAGCGAGCGGCGGAGAGGAGAGAGCGCAGGGACUGGCACUCAGCUGAAGACUCGGAGGAUGACAGAUGGUCGAUGGUAGACUGCAGACACGACCACUCACUGACAGUUUUGCAGCCAUGACGUGCAUACACGCCCAGUGCGGCCCUCCGUUCUACGAGAGCAGCAUGAACAGCCCGGAGCUCCAGAGCUCAGACUUCUUCUCCAGGCUGACUGCGGACCCCAGCAGCAGCCCGCGGGACCACCUCUCUGCACCGUCCCUGCCGAGCAUCGGCUCCCUGGUGGGCACACCCGCGGGAGACUUUGAAGCGUACUCGUGCCAGUUCACUACAGCCCCAGCUCAUGUGACCCCCGCCUCGGGCCAGAAGAGCCCCUACCCGCUGGAUGAACCCCAGGUUUACGGCUGUUACACGGGACCGUUUAUGCUGAGCUAUCUGGACGAGGCCAGUGGGUCGGACUAUUUUGGCAGCCCAGCUUCGGUCUCAUCGCCUUCGACGCCCGGUUACCAGACUCAGCACGUGUCUAACUGGGAUUCAGCCUACGGGUCGUACUCAACCAGUCCUGGGUUCUGGAUGCCCGAGGACACCUCUGUACGGCACGCACCGUCUUUUUUCACGUUCGAGUCAGGAUGUGUGGAGGACGUGCCUCAUUUGGGUCAACCGCUUUUGCGAGAGCAGGAAUGUUUUGCUGUGGCCCAUCCUCACGCCUUGACCUUCCCCUCCACUGCGAUGGAGCAGGCACAUGGUGGUCUUGAUGGCCCCAAACAGCUGGAUGGAAGCUCAUCGCCCAAGUUAAAGAGUGGAAGUGAGGGCAGCUGUGCUGUGUGUGGAGACCACGCCUCCUGUCAGCACUAUGGGGUUCGCACCUGUGAGGGCUGCAAAGGCUUUUUCAAGCGCACUGUCCAGAAAAAUUCCAAAUAUGUCUGCCUCGCCAACAAAGACUGUCCUGUGGACAAGAAGAGGCGAAACCGGUGCCAGUUCUGCCGCUUCCAGAAGUGUCUGACAGUGGGGAUGGUCAAAGAAGUUGUCAGAACAGACAGUCUGAAAGGACGAAGGGGUCGUCUGCCUUCGAAGCCUAAAGUUGUCCGAGACGUGACAACCGCUGCGUCUCCGAUGAGCCUGAUCUCUUCUCUUCUGAGGGCCCACGUUGAGUCCAAUCCCUGCGACAUGUCUCUGGAUUAUUCUAAGUAUUUUGAAAAAGAGGUCAGCUUAAACCWGAAGGAGGCUGUUGGCGACAUCAGACAGUUUUACGACCUCCUCACGGCCUCCUUUGAGGUCAUCAGGAAGUGGKCGAAGGAUGUCCCGGGUUUCUCCGAUUUCUGCUCAGCGGAUCAGGAACUCCUGCUGGAAUCUGCAUUAGUUGAACUCUUCAUCCUGCGUCUUGCAUACCGGUCUGAUCCUGAAGUGAAGAAGCUCAUCUUCUGCGACGGCACCGUACUCCACAGAACUCAAUGCGUCCGAGGUUUCGGGGACUGGAUCGACUCUAUCUUGGAGUUUUCUCGAAGUCUUCACCGWAUGAAGCUGAGCGACUCCUCCUUCGUCUGUCUCACGGCUCUGGUCACGAUCACUGACAGACAUGGUCUUAAGGAGCCGAGACGUGUGGAGGACUUGCAGAGCCAGCUCAUCACCUGCCUUAAAGACCAGGUUUCCGGCUGUGGCUCCGAGUUCCUGCAGCCCAACUACCUGUCCAGACUUCUGGGGAAGCUGCCCGAGCUCAGGACUCUGUGCACRCAAGGCCUGCAGCGCCUUUUUUACCUGAAACUGGAGAACCUCGUWCCGCAGCCCCCGAUCGUGGAGAAAAUCUUAAUGGACACGCUACCGUUUUGAAGGCGGACGGUGCAACGUGGAGCAUCUGUGAAACGGAAAUCUGGAGCUUCUUUGGGAGCCAAAAGGAAAAAGACUUGGUGCUCGUGCUCCAGAUGAACAAAGCGAAACUGCAAAGUUGUGAAGAUGUACUUCUGAGUUAGAAGGUUUGCUAUAGAUAGAGUAUCUGGAUGCAGUAAACAAUUCUCAUCUUAGCUGACUUUCUGGAAAACUGUAGUCUGGAGUUAGAAAGGCCCGGGAAGGACCACACUGAUUCAACACGCCGUGAAUAGAACCACUGAUGGAGGGAAAAUGACUCCUGCUACUAAUGAUUUGACCACAAACAAUAUCUGAACCUUUUUUGUAUAAAUGCAUAACACAAGUACACACCUGGUAUUUACAGGAACUGGGCUGUGUUAUGAAGCGACUUGUUACCCUGUACUAAGUGCCACAUACAUACCAAGCAAAUUCUACGUAAUUACCAGGCUCUAUUAUGUGUUGCUACCCUGGUUUUUCACCUGAAACAGUAUAAAACAUUUAUUUUUAUGUGAUUAUGUGAAGCUCAAGUAUCAAAAAUAUGKCAGUUCCUAGAUUAAAUUAUGUUGAACUCAGUAAAUCAUUUGACAGAACCAAACUGCAGCCUUUCCCCUCAUCAACACGAGGUACAAGUCACUCAAAAGUCAYUCACACUGUAUCGUUUUUGCCACCAUCACAGCUUGGUGAUAAGUAGGUUAAACCUACAGUUAUUCAGUGGUAUCGUUCAUGUAUCAUGAAUCAGCAUUGAGCAGCUAAUAUACUGUGUAUUAUCCAGUACAGUCUUACACACUGGUCUUGUUUGUAAAUGAUGAUAAAUCUGUAUUAAAACCUGAAGGUGCUUUGACACGUGAACUGCAUCCCACAGUGUAGGGACAUUUUGUUGUGUGCUUGUUAUUUUUACAUACUGUGAUGAAUCUUUAUCGCCAAAAUUGAAAUAAAUUUUUUAAAAACGCACAUUUUAAAA
Austrofundulus limnaeus is the source of this 2802-nucleotide messenger RNA. It is a transcript of the gene nr4a1, whose product is annotated as nuclear receptor subfamily 4, group A, member 1. The coding region runs from base 69 to 1826 and encodes 585 amino acids. Gene Ontology annotation, cellular component: transcription regulator complex; nucleus. Gene Ontology annotation, biological process: cellular response to corticotropin-releasing hormone stimulus; regulation of transcription by RNA polymerase II. NCBI's taxonomy places the organism in Eukaryota, Metazoa, Chordata, Actinopteri, Cyprinodontiformes, Rivulidae. Gene Ontology annotation, molecular function: RNA polymerase II cis-regulatory region sequence-specific DNA binding; nuclear receptor activity; zinc ion binding. The transcript is spliced from 7 exons. The record is from RefSeq and is a predicted model, not a curated record.